Molecule: messenger RNA, 5968 nt
Organism: Toxorhynchites rutilus septentrionalis
Lineage: Eukaryota; Metazoa; Arthropoda; Insecta; Diptera; Culicidae
Gene: nesd
Product: protein nessun dorma
Exons: 4
Coding region: 1402-3156 (584 amino acids)
Biological process (GO): spermatogenesis; male meiosis cytokinesis
Source: RefSeq, a predicted model, not a curated record
CAUGAGGACUUUUUGCAUGAAUGAGUUUGAAAAAAGCGAACGAAUGACAUCUUGAGACAAAAGCACUACUUUUUUGAACGAUAUUUUCGGCCAAUAGUUAGAAUUUCAUGGAAAUAAAAUCUCCCAAAACAUCACAUACGCUAUCAUACUGAACGGUUCAGUCACUAACCGUUCAUCUAAGUGAAUCAGUUCUUUUAAACCAUUCUUUCGCUCUUUCGUUCAGCGGUAUCAAGAACAAUAAAGAAUGUUAGCUAGAACCCAAAAAUUAAUAGACAGCUUUUCAUUGAUAUCGUUGGAUUGGAUAAGAGAUUUUUUGUUUCGUGCGGGAUUUAUUUUUUUUUGUAAUUUGGUGGGGAAAGAUAAGGUGCUUCUUCUUUAAAAGUCGCAAACUGUAUAUGAAAACAUUUUUAUCAGCCGACAAUAGUAUAUGUAAUAAUUUGAUGCGCACAAAAUAUGUGCAAUUUUUCAUAUUUCCUGUUAGGACAAAACACAGGUUCCUUGUAAGAUUCUGUUUCAUAACGGUUCAUUCAGAGAACAAAUCCAGCAGCGUUUUUUUUUCAAUUCCCACUAACAAUCAAUCAUACAAACAAUCAUGAUAACACGUACACGCAAUAGGCCAAACAAUGGAUUGGAAGCGGCGAAAAAAUAAUUUCUCAACUUGCCUUCACUAGAUGAUUUUAUGUUUACCUAAUACAUGAAUCGGCACAGGUUCCCCCUGAUUUUUUUUUCUGAUAAUCAGGAAGUAUAUGAGUGUUACAUGAAAUUAAAAAAAAAACAUAAAAUUGGAAAUAAAAAAAAAUUUUGCCUUUAAAACUACGAAAAUGUAAUUUAAUUUUUGACCCAAAUUUGAGUAUACAUUAACUAAAUAAACCCUGCGUUACAUGCGUUUUGCUCGUAAAUGACAGUAUCGUUGUAUUCUUCUUAUAAACGUUCUUGUUAUAUUUAUCCCUUCCGUCCAGCGCAAAUCAGUUCAGCUGUACUCGUUCGUUCGCAAACAGUUCGCCCGCAAACACUUCGUUCUCAAAUAGUUCACUCGCAAACAGUUCGUUCUGAAUCAUUUCGUUCUCAAAAAGUUAUUUCAUAAACAGUUCGUUCAUAAACCGUUCCCUCGCAAUCAGUUCGCGGCGCAAACAACCGUUCUUUAAAAAAGAACGACCGUUCGUUCACUCUUUUUUGCGAACUAGUUCUUUCGUACCGUUCGAGAACGGUUUGCCCAUCUCUAGUUUGGACCUAACCCAUUUCAAAAACGAAUUCGUUAUUUGUAUGAAACUACCGAAGGGCGAAAUUGUCAAAAUUCAAAAGUCUUCUACUGGAGAUUUCGCAUCCGUUGAAAUUGAUACAUCGCGCACCAUUCGCUCUAUAACCAUUUUCCCGACCACUUUGUUUUGGGUUUUGUGAAGUAUGUAUAGUAAAACGCAGUCGCUUUAUAGCCCACAAAUGGAAGUCUUUGAAUUUGACAAAACUAAAUGUGAACGGCUUUUGGAGAUUUCUAGCGUUCUUCGUUCCGACGAGCUGCAGAUACCGACCUCGUCCGUACGCAACGAGUGGGCCAACUUCAUCGAAGAGACAAUCGAGCCCACGGGUUGGCAAGCAGUGUGGCGAAUUUCUAGAGCCGUAUGUGAAGAUUUGUCAGUCCAAUUUCCUACCGCUCCGCACGGAACAGUCGAGCAGGUGUUAUUCGACGAAUUGAAGGCUAUUUUUGUGAUAGAUUUUACCCAGGAUGAGGAAUUGCAAUUAUCGGAGAAACAAAUAGUUUCGCUGGAAGAACUGUGGCCUACGAGAGAACAAGAAAAUGACGCACUUAACGUUGACCAAACGGCGAAUUGUAUCGAUCAGCUGAGGUUCUUUUAUCAGCAUGUUUGGAUGCCUUGGGAUAACGAUGUUGAUGAUACGGACAUCCUUUCGCUGCAGAAACACAUUGAUGCUAGAGUUCAACUUCAUUUUGAUAUUGAAAGUGGAACCAUUUCAAACAGACUAUCAUCGCAUGUAUUGUCAUUAAUGGCCGAAGCGAACUACAUUCACAAGAAGAAAGAGCUGCUCGAACUAGGCAUUGAAGCGCAUGAAGAUGAGGAGAUAUUUGCUGCAGAAGAUGCUGAAAUAGUGAAUAAAUUGAUGCAACUUCAUCUACGAAUGAACACAAUUAAGAAUGAAAUAGAAGUAUUGGAAAACCCGGCGAUGCACAAGUUAUACGAAAAGGUUCACUUUACGUCUGAAGAAAAAGGAAACGUUGAUAGCGUCUAUAGCGAUCGAUCGGUUGCAGAAGCGUUUAUUGUGACCCACAUCGGAACGCUGGAACAGCAGCUCCGGUAUUUGAGCGAGGCAAAAGCAAUGAUUGGUCGGGACAAGAUCGUUCACAUCUGUGACUCCCUCCAAGGAGUUCUGAACCGAUGCAAACAUUCAGUUCAACUUUACCUGCCUCCCGGCAAGCACACGAUCAAGUUUUUGGAGUAUCUCAACAGUGGAGGUGCAAUGGUGGGUGUUAGUUCAGGUCGGUUCGUACAGGCCCCUGAGAAACAAAUGUUUGUGAUGGAGGAAAAAGUUAUAGUUGGUUCAAAGGACGACGAUAGCAUCCUGCUAACCGUGGAUGGAGAUUAUUGUUUCGAAAAUAUUACGCUGGAAUGCGCUAACGUCCGGACUGGGGUAUUGAUCAAAGGUGGUAAUGUCACAUUCCGGAAUUGUUUUCUCAAUGGGGACCCAAAAUCUUCUACAAAACAAGGCGUUGUUGUGUUCGGUAAUUCAACAAUUUGUUUUGAGAAUUGCGUUAUAAAAGGCUUCUCAACUGGGAUUUAUACCAAUCAACAUAGUGAGAUUCAUCUCUUACACAGUACCAUAGAAGACUGUAUCAACGGCGUCAAUGUGCUGCAAGGAUGUCAGAUCAACUUUGAUUCAUCAAAAAUAGUAAACUGUAAGAGCUAUGGGGCAAUCCUAGAAGUCGACGAACCUGUGGAUGGGUUCCGCCUACUCUGCAACGAUUUCAAUAAAAUCAAUAGGCAAGAGUUCAAGUUCCGCGGAAAUUGCGAGUUCAACAACAACAGGAAAGCGGAUUUCAUCAUAUCUAAUGGAAACAAUGCUGAUUUCAAUAGCUCUUGCUACGUUGAUCAAACAGUCCCAGAAGGCUCGUGCCAGUUUGGCUCAAACAGUUGGAUAAAAGCAUAGAUCGAAAUACAUUGGACUAUCCCUUUGCAUUACCAGACAUCACAUUCGGAAGUAUCAGUUUCCUGGAAAUUUUAUCGCAGUGUAAAUUGUAUACACUAUCUGAUACUGUGCCUUACAAUCGGAAGCAUGUAAUUGUUGGAUUGGAAAUAGGUAAGUAAUUCAGAUCGUAUACCAGUUCAAUGCUUAAAUGCAAAUGUAAAUAAAUAUAUUUUAUGAGCCGCGUUGCAAUCGCAAUGUCGGGAUAGCAGUAAAAGCCAACACCUAUAGUGAUGUUACGUGUAAUGAAAAAAAAAACUACUUGAAAUGGUGAAUUUGAAACGAAAAUAUAUGAUAAUAUAGUACAAAACGUCAACACGUCAAAACGAUCAACUACUUUUACGAGAUCUUACGUAUUGUGUGCUAUAGUGUGAGAGCAACCCCGAAAUCCCUUUGGAAGUUUAUAAACGACCGGAAAAUUCUAAAAAACAGGAAGUGAGUUAUAUCUGUGGAAUAACCGCAAGGUUGACGUAGGACUAUCGUUGAUUUAGUGAUCAUUUGUUUGAAGUUGAAUCUGAAUCCAUUUUGAAUGAAUGAAUAAAUGAAUACUUGUGGGACUUCGAAAACAUGAGCGUUAUAUUGGAGGCACAAGGUUUUAUGCAUCCAAUAUUGGAUACGAAAAUAUUCUACUGAUGGGGAAGAAUAAUCUUCAGAAUCAUUCCUGCUAAUUGCACUUGAUUAAAAAAUCACAAAACAAAAUGUAUUUAGUCGCAUUAUUAUAUUUUAAUGUUUUUAAAAAAAUAAUGACAUUAAAAUUGACGUAGUCCUACGUCAAAAAUACCACUAAAUAGACGUUACCAAGAAGUGAGCGCCAGUACGUCACGUGUUUUCGUUGUUCUUUCAAAAUGUGUCAAGUAAUAACUCAUUAUAUUUGUCUGAAACCUACCCGAACAGCAUACCGCAUUAUUAUCUGUACGUGUCCCGAAUUAAUUUCUUGCUCCAUGAGGCUACAAUUCAUCGAUGAAUCAAAAGACCCCGGUCCUGUUCUACUGCCUCCGCACUUUUCCACGCUCUGCAAAUGUGCCUCAAUCACCCCAACUAAUUAGGCUGACCAAACAUACCGUUUUUAACGGGACAGUACCCGUUUUUGAUCUAUUUUGAUUGUCCCGUCUUUUUAUCAAUAUGUACCGUAUUUUGAGUAUGAAGUAUAGAAUAAAAAAAUAUUUAUUCCAAUGUCAUUAUUUUCAACACAUUUAUUGGAAUGAAUAUCAGAUUGGAAUUUAGAUUUAAAAUUAUACUCAGUGAUUUGAUAUUUGUGUAGAACAAUUGAAAAGUUUUUGUGAUUUCACCGGUGAAUAUUAUACAAAAUUGCCUGAGCAUAGUAUCACACGAUUCUUUUCGAGAGGCUUAGUGUUUUUGACGGAUUUCAAUCCUUUUUUUUCACAAGAUAAAUGUAUUGUUGUACUAUAUGAUCUAUUUGGAAACCCGUGGCUUUUUUUAGCAAGAAACCGGAUAGUUAUCUUUCGAAUAUUUAUUGAUGUUGUUGAGGGAGAAUGUUGCAGGAGUUGCUGUUAAUUUUUCAUUAAUUUAUUAGAAUUCUAAACAUAGAGAGGAUGAAGUUUUUUUUAUCAGUGAGUUGCAAACUAUUUUAAAAUACUAGUUAUAGCAAAUGAAUAUAGGAGACUAAAUUUCUUGAAACUGAAGACUUUUACGAUACUGCUAUUCAAGCUAUUUUAAGAAAAACACAGUAGAAUUAAUGGAUUUUUUUCAAGUCCAUUCCGGAAUGGUCUGAGUUUCCAAGUAGCAUUAGUGAAAAACUUCCUAUUCGUAUAGUUGAAAACAUUUCGUUUAAUGAGUGGAAACUGAUUGAAGGAAUUAAAAUUGAUUAGAUAAACAGGUGGAGCAAAGAUGCCGUACCAAUUAUGCGUCAUCAGGCGCAAAUAUUUUCAGAAAUGAAAAACAAGUUUCUAGAGUAAAAGGAAUUCGUGAAGCUGACUGAUUAUUUUUUGUGUCUACCUGGUGAUACCGCACCAGUCAAAAGAAUUUUUUCUACGAGGAACAAUAUGUGGACAACGAAAAAGUUACGAUUCAAAAUAGAAACCGUUAAAGCUAUGAUAAUUGUCAAACAAAAAAUGUAUCUGAAAUGUGACAAAUUUUAUGAUAAGAUUUCCAAAAAUCAUAAUCUCCCUUGUAAAGUCGCUUCGUAAUCGAAGGAAUCUUUGUUAUAGAGAACAAAACUAGUACAUCUAAGAAUGUUUAAUUGCUUGGUUUUAUUCUUGGUAUCAUUCACUCAAGAAAAUUCUUCAGAAAAUAUUUUAAUCAAUAUACAUAAAAAUGAAUCCCCGAAUGUGUUGCUUAUCGCUUAAAACUUGAGAGCAGAGAUGUAAUGUGAUGUCAAUGGUUUUUCCUGGAAUAACGUACUUCUAUACAUAACUAUAUAAAUGAAAAUGAAUCACCAAAUAAGUUCAGAACUCGCGAACGGUUUAUUCGAUUUAAGUUGUUUUAUUUUGUUGUGUUCGUCUCCACCCGUAUAUGCUAAGGCGAAAAGAUGUGUUGAAGGAGAAUGGAACAAUUCUGAAAAAAAUAAUUCUCGUAUAUUCUACAGUGAUGUUUUAGUUCAAUUGAAAUUCAUUUUUUCUGGCUUACGUGUUCCGUUUUCAAUCAUGAACUAUUUGGUCACCCUACAAUCAAUAAAUCUGGCUCCCUAAAUGAUGUAGAGAGAUAUCGAGGGAUCUCAAUUCACUACUACUUGCCGAAAAUAUUCGAGUGCAUGGUGCAUGAUGUAACUUAUCAGUCUACCAAAUGCACCAUCAUAGAUAUCUAUUCUUCUGGAUAA